UCUCACACUCUCUCUCUCUAUUUGAUUAGAUACUCUGUUUAGUUGGAGUUUGGAAAUGGAGGAUAACAAUGAAUUAGUUCCACUUUUGUUGGUUGAGGCGCGGUCUUUCAUAGCUGGGGAAGACGACAUUCUCCCAAUUAACGAUUUUAAAGACUUCACUAAACAAUUCUAUGUCGAGUCGGUUAAGCUAUGGUACCUGGCUGCCCCUGCCAUUUUCACCUCCGUUUGUCAAUACUCCCUUGGCGCCACCACUCAACUCCUCGCCGGCCAUGUCGGUACUAUCCAACUCGCCGCUGUUUCCGUCGAGAACUCGGUCAUCGCCGGCUUCUCUUUCGGCAUCCUGAUGGGAAUGGGGAGUGCCUUAGAAACACUUUGUGGUCAAGCAUACGGGGCAGGGCAACUAGAAAUGCUUGGGAUCUACAUGCAGAGAUCAUGGGUCAUUCUUCUCACCACCGCUAUGAUAAUGAUGCUUGUAUACAUCUUUGCCGCCCCAAUUCUUCUCUUGAUCGGUCAAACACCCGCGAUCUCAACCGCGGCAGGGAGUUUCUCGAUCUGGAUGAUUCCCCAAUUGUUUGCAUACGCCAUGGUUUUCCCACUUGCUAAAUUCCUCCAGGCUCAGAGCAAGAUGAUCGCCAUGGCGGUUAUAGCGGCUGCAGCCCUGAUCUUGCAUAUAAUAUUCAGCUGGUUGCUGAUGUUGAAGCUUGACAUGGGCCUGCCCGGGGCGGCGGUGGUGCUUAAUGGCUCGUGGUGGUUCAUAGUGGCGGCACAGAUUGUGUACAUACUUUCGGGGACAUGUGGAGAUGCCUGGUCCGGGUUCUCUUGGAAAGCCUUUCAGAAUUUGUGGGGGUUUCUCAAAUUAUCUCUAGCUUCUGCUGUCAUGCUCUGCUUGGAAUUCUGGUACUUCAACGUCUUGAUUCUCUUUGCCGGUUACCUAAAGAAUGCAGAAAUUGCAGUGGAUUCUAUAUCAGUGUGCAUGAACAUAUUGGGAUGGACGGUUAUGGUGGCUUUUGGAUUCAAUGCUGCCAUAAGCGUACGAGUAUCAAACGAACUGGGGGCGGCACACCCGAGAACUGCAAAAUUCUCGGUGAUAGUAGCGACAAUAACAUCGCUGGUGUUCGGUUUGUUGAUGGCAUUGGUGUUAAUGGUUUUCCGAAGACAGUAUCCAGCUCUUUUUGCAAAUAGCAUACAAGUGCAACAACUUGUAUACGAGAUUACACCCUUGCUUGCGUUAAGCAUCGUCAUUAGUAAUGUUCAGCCCACGCUUUCAGGUGUGGCAAUUGGAGCAGGAUGGCAAGCUUAUGUUGCAUACGUGAACCUCGUCUCAUAUUAUGUAUUCGGCAUUCCUUUGGGCUUGUUAUUGGCUUAUAUAAUGGACAUGGGCGUAAAGGGAAUAUGGUAUGGAAUGAUUGGUGGAACGGGGGUACAAACGUGUUUCUUGUUCUGGAUGAUCUACAGAACCAAUUGGAACAAAGAGGCAUCCAUGGCUGAAGGAAGGAUCAAAGAGUGGGGUACUGAUCAAAAGAUCAAUAAGGAUAAAGUACAAGUAGUUGCAUGAAAAUUGCAAUUAAGAAUAUAUAUGUAAUGGUUUUGUUUUUUCUCAAUAAAUAACUCUAGCUACCUCAACAUAUCCACGAGUUCC
Impatiens glandulifera is the source of this 1639-nucleotide messenger RNA. RefSeq names its product protein DETOXIFICATION 30-like. NCBI's taxonomy places the organism in Eukaryota, Viridiplantae, Streptophyta, Magnoliopsida, Ericales, Balsaminaceae. The transcript has 8 exons. Gene Ontology annotation, cellular component: vacuolar membrane. Gene Ontology annotation, molecular function: xenobiotic transmembrane transporter activity; antiporter activity. Gene Ontology annotation, biological process: xenobiotic detoxification by transmembrane export across the plasma membrane. The record is from RefSeq and is a predicted model, not a curated record. Bases 56 to 1555 code for a protein of 499 amino acids.